This is a messenger RNA of Candida tropicalis MYA-3404, 1110 nucleotides long. RefSeq lists its product as uncharacterized. Lineage: Eukaryota; Fungi; Ascomycota; Pichiomycetes; Serinales; Debaryomycetaceae. The record is from RefSeq and is a predicted model, not a curated record. The transcript has a single exon. The coding region runs from base 1 to 1110 and encodes 369 amino acids.
AUGAAAGUUUCAGAAGAAGAAGUAGUUCCGCUAUUUGAAAUUGUGGACCAUCCUACGACAAGCGUGGGUUCAGUUAUUGACAAUCAAGAAUUGGUUUGGGAAACUGAAAUAUUGGAUUACCAAGAUAAAAAGACAACUAGAAAAAAAUAUAAAAAUGAACCAAUUGAUUCAUUUGAAAAUUUUAUAAAGUGGUCGGAAUUUCAAAACAAGCAAAUAUUACCUAUAUUCAAUUAUCUUCCAUAUUUUGAUCCCAAGGAUGCCAAUGUUAUCAAUGAGUGGAUAUCUGCUUUUAAUGAAUUUUUUGAUUUGUACUCUGGAAUAAAGUCGGCAUUGUUACGAAGCGAUACAUAUGAUUUCCAAGUUAAAAAUAUCAUACAUAUUCCUGCCCGUGGUCCAUGGUUAAAAGAGUGUGUUACAACACUUGGCCGCCGAGUUGUAAAGUAUCUUGAAUCCAGCAAAAUGAUUGAGAAUCAUAUCGAUAAAUCUGGAAAUGACAUGAGCGUGGUUGAUAUUUGGAACUACCUACUCAAUGCAGAUGUGAACUAUACAAAAGUUUUAGCUGUCAGAUUAAGUGAGAUUGCCGAAUAUAUGUUUGUUUACAAAGCUAAUAUACCCAGAAUUGUCACCUCAGACCCCAUUCAAGAGUAUAUUAGACGCAAUAAUUCCAAGUUUAUUGAGCGUUCAUAUGAUCCUGCUAUUAAGUUUUUGGUAAAAAUUGAUCAUUUAAUAUUAGGUACGACAUAUUACAAUGCAGUCAAGGAAAACACUGGGGAUUUAUUUUGUAAAACAGUAAGUCAGUACUACAAAGAUUGGUUAGUGGACCAAUCCAAAGACCCUCCCUUGGUUGAAGAUGUAAUCAAGACAUUCAAUGAACUUCCAAAAUUUGAACAUAAACCAAUAUCUGAAACAGAGGCAAAUAACCUUAUCUAUGCCAUGGUUGUAAAUGAAGAAAGUGAAAGAAAUUUGAGAUAUCAGAAAUUUAGAAAAGAAGGUUUUUUGGAUAACCCCGUUAAUGAGAUAUUAGUGUUUAUUGGUAUAUUACUCACAAUUGUUUUGUUCAUUGUUGGUUUAGUAUAUCUCGUAUCUCCGCGGAAGAAAUCUAGAGGUUGA